GCCAUUCCUCCAGAGACUCAAAGAACACCAAAACCCAAACCAAAACCAAAAAUUCCCGGACAAGACCAGGAAACCGAUCAAAACGGCAGCCACAAUUUCCAGCAGCGCAGGAUUAGGAGCAGCAGCCGGCGCCGAAGUCGCUUCGUACGCUGAUCUCCACCAGCAUUCGCAGCAUUAUCCCAGCUCCCAUCCGCAUCCGCAUCCACACCCGCAUUCGCAUCCCUUCGCCGACGGCUUCAAGCUGCGUUCCGAGGAGCCGGUGCCGGGCUUUAGCUCGGCCUCCCCCUGGCCCACCCUGGAGCUGGGCAUGGAAUGGGGCCGGAAGCUCUAUCCGAGCGCCGUCUCCGGCCCCAGGUCCGCCGGCGGUUUGAUGUUCGGCCUGCCACCUACAGCCGCCGAUAUGAAUCAGCCGCGGGGUCCAAUGACGUCCCUCAAGGAGGAGCCCCUGGGCAGCCGGUGGGCCAUGCAGCCAGUCGUUGAUCAGAGCAAUCUGGGCAUUGGCCGCGCCCACUUUGAGAAGCAGCCGCCCAGUAAUUUGCGCAAGUCGAACUUCUUCCACUUUGUGAUCGCCUUGUAUGAUCGGGCUGGACAACCCAUCGAGAUCGAGCGCACAGCCUUCAUUGGGUUCAUUGAGAAGGACUCGGAGUCGGAUGCCACCAAGACGAACAAUGGCAUCCAGUACAGGCUGCAGUUGCUGUACGCCAAUGGAGCCCGCCAGGAGCAGGAUAUAUUCGUGCGACUCAUCGAUUCGGUGACCAAACAGGCCAUCAUAUACGAGGGUCAGGACAAGAAUCCGGAGAUGUGUCGCGUGCUUCUCACGCACGAGGUGAUGUGCAGCCGCUGCUGUGAUAAGAAGAGCUGUGGUAAUCGCAACGAGACGCCAUCGGACCCCGUCAUUAUUGAUCGCUUCUUCCUCAAGUUCUUUUUGAAAUGCAAUCAAAAUUGUUUGAAGAAUGCCGGCAACCCGCGGGAUAUGCGCAGAUUUCAGGUGGUGAUCUCCACACAGGUGGCCGUUGAUGGACCACUGCUGGCCAUCUCCGACAACAUGUUCGUGCACAACAAUUCGAAGCACGGACGGAGGGCCAAGCGACUGGACACCACGGAAGGUACAGGCAACACAUCCCUGUCCAUUUCCGGUCACCCCCUAGCGCCCGACAGUACCUACGAUGGUCUCUAUCCCCCGCUGCCUGUGGCCACGCCCUGCAUCAAGGCGAUCUCACCCAGCGAGGGCUGGACAACUGGCGGUGCCACCGUGAUUAUUGUGGGCGAUAACUUCUUCGAUGGCCUCCAGGUGGUCUUUGGCACUAUGCUGGUCUGGAGCGAGCUGAUCACCUCACAUGCAAUCCGGGUGCAGACGCCACCGCGGCAUAUUCCUGGAGUGGUAGAGGUGACGCUAUCCUACAAGAGCAAGCAAUUCUGCAAGGGAUCGCCCGGUCGCUUCGUCUAUGUCUCAGCUCUCAACGAACCCACAAUCGACUAUGGUUUCCAGCGCCUGCAGAAGCUGAUACCCCGGCAUCCUGGUGAUCCCGAGAAGCUGCAAAAGGAGAUAAUCCUCAAGCGAGCAGCCGACCUGGUCGAGGCGCUGUAUUCCAUGCCCAGCAGAUCCCCGGGCGGCUCUACAGGCUUCAACUCCUAUGCCGGCCAGCUGGCGGUCAGUGUGCAGGAUGGCACUGGCCAAUGGACCGAGGAUGAUUACCAGCGGGCCCAGUCGAGCAGUGUGAGUCCGAGAGGUGGUUACUGCAGCAGUGCCUCUACGCCGCAUAGCUCGGGAGGAUCCUAUGGAGCCACGGCGGCUAGUGCAGCCGUAGCAGCAACUGCCAAUGGUUAUGCACCUGCACCCAACAUGGGCACGUUGUCCUCCUCGCCCGGCAGCGUCUUCAACUCCACGUCAAUGUCCGCCGUGUCGUCGACGUGGCAUCAGGCGCUCGUGCAGCAUCAUCAUGCAGCGGCCGCCCAUCCGCACCAUCACUACCCGCAUCCCCACCAGCCCUGGCACAAUCCGGCCGUGUCAGCAGCCACGGCGGCGGCCGUUUAAGCCAUAUAUACCAGGAGAGUUCAAUGGAAGGAGAGCAGAGCCAGGACCUGCGAGGAAAUUAAAUGCUGCCCAUGUCCAACCCCAAGAAAAUAAAGAAAAAUCGACACGCCAGCCACCCACGCAGAGAGAGAGGGAGAUAGCCAGACAGAGACAAUCUAUCAAUCGGCAAGGACAUGGCCAAAAGGGGUGGCAAAUAACAAAUCUGAGCACUCUAAAAACACACAUCCACCUUCAACAGACACCACAGACAACACACGAUUAACGGGGUCAGCAGCCUGAGUUUCAAUCCCUUCGCCCUGCCCACCUGCAACACACAGGGCUAUAGCACCCAACUGGUGACCUCAACCAAAUAAUAUUACUACUAAUGAGGCUAUUGGCAGGCCACCAAUCCCCUCGCGGACAUCCACAAGAAGCUCGACAGUGCAAUAAACAUGAGGAAAUGGUUCCAAAAUUCGCAAAAAACAUAAAACAAAAAAAAACUCAUAAAAAACAAAAACCUAUUGAUAUAAUUGUACAUUUUUUGAUUAAAGCCCGUUUUUAAUUUAUAUUUAAAUACGCCUCGGUACUAGAUAUAUACCUAACAAAUACAUAUAGAAUACCAUAUCAAAGUAAUUUAAAACAUAUGAAAGAGGGUCUUUAAAACCCAACAAGAAAUCAUUUUGUAAAUAUUUAUCCCAAAAUAUACAUAAACUUAAUGCUUAAUAUUAAUCGGAACUGUGAAUAGAGGAAAUUAUACCAAUUUAUAUAUACCCAUGAUGAUGAUUGAUCAAUUCUAAACAAAAAUACGAAUACGAAUCAAGAUAUACCAAAACAGAUACAAUUUGAAUGAACUUUUUGGACAUAAAACUAACUGCUUGUAUACGAUACUUUCUUGGAUAAAUAUCGAAAAAAAAGAAGAAAUUUAAAGAAAAUGGAAGACAUAUGGGGAAUACCCUCGCUCUCUCUGCCAAUUGAGAAAACCGAAAUCAAAAUGUUAUAUACCUACAUAGAUAUACACCACAUUCGCGGUGACAUUUGCAGCAUAUCUAAGCGUAAUAUUACAAUGAAAUUUAUACCAAAAAAAAAACAAAAAACUUUUGGCAAAAACAUAUCGUGCACUUAGCCCUAAUAUCCAACAAGUCCAUCUCACGCAAUCCCAUACUCGUAUAUAUAGUACAUCAUUUCCACCAUUCGAAAUUCAUAUAGAACGGUUCGAUUAACACCAAAUCAUCAUAAGAUAUAUACAUGUAUACAUUUUGCUAUUCAAGUCAGAGUGUGUUUGAUAAACUACCGAUUUGUUGACUAGACUCUAAGCCAGGCCCCAUAUCUGGGGGGUGCAUACAAGUACUACACACAAGUAGUCCUAAGUUUAUUGUUUAUUACUCGAUUUGUAGGGGUUUUACUGUAAUUUCGUAUUCGUAUUGUAUGAUAUAAAGCCGUAUGCUAGCACCAAAGGCCUUAUAGUAACAAGAUGGGUAACGGUUGUAGGAUUUUUUCAGGAUCUCUGGAAGUUUUGUUCUUAAGCAUUCUUAAUUCUAAAUGGUCUUCACUUUGUAGCCAGCGUUAUUCAUCUUGUUAUUAUAUGGUCUUUGCUUGCACUCCUAGAUCUACAAAAUAAUUGAAAUCCCAUGCGAGAGACGAUAGUGAAGCAUAUCUAUAAGGGCAGCAGCAUUAACCGCUAAAUCGAUUUGUAAAUUACAAAUACAAUAAUUUAUAAUAACAACCAUCUAGCAAACGCUCUCUGUUUUGUAAAUCUUAACAAGUUAUUUAAAUAAAAUUUAUUUAAAAUAAACGUCUUACACCAUGAA
This is a messenger RNA of Drosophila kikkawai, 3822 nucleotides long. Lineage: Eukaryota; Metazoa; Arthropoda; Insecta; Diptera; Drosophilidae. The record is from RefSeq and is a predicted model, not a curated record.